CAGAUGCUUCCUCUCUCUCUCUCUCUCUCUCUCUCUCUCUCUCUCAUUCCUUCCUGGGCUCUGCUUCUUCCUUGGUGUUUCUCAUUCUUUUUCUCUCUGAAAAGAAGAAUAAUAUUAAAGAUCGAUCUACCAACCCACUGUAUCACAUCUCUAAUAAAGGAAGAGUCUGCUGGAAGUGACGAUGGCGCUCCCCCUAAGACCUUCAAAAUCUGCACCAUGUUCGCCCAUCAAGCCCCUUCCAGCGAUUCGAAAUCCGCACGUUCGAUUGGACUCCUUUCACGUCAUUCACAAAGUCCCAGUUGGAGACACUCCCUACGUCAAAGCCAAGCAUGUUCAGUUGGUAGAUAAGGACCCAGAUAGGUCGAUUGCUCUCUUUUGGGCAGCGAUCAAUGCGGGCGACAGAGUUGAUAGUGCUCUCAAGGACAUGGCCAUUGUGAUGAAGCAGCAGAACCGAGCAGAGGAAGCCAUUGAAGCCAUCAAAUCUCUGAGGUGCAAGUGCUCAGAAAGUGCUCAGGAGUCCCUUGAUAAUAUUCUCCUUGACCUAUACAAGAGAUGUGGGAGGUUAGAUGAUCAGAUUACUCUUUUGAGGCACAAGCUGGUGCUAAUUCAACAAGGAAUGGCAUUUAAUGGCAAACGAACCAAGACAGCACGAUCUCAAGGGAAGAAAUUUCAGGUUUCCAUUGAACAAGAAACAACUAGAUUGCUGGGAAAUUUGGGUUGGGCUCUGAUGCAGCAGAACAACUAUGUUGAAGCCGAAGCCGCCUACAGAAAAGCACUGUCAAUUGCUCCCGAUAAUAACAAGAUGUGCAAUUUGGGCAUCUGCUUGAUGAAGCAGGGACGAAUCUCAGAGGCAAAACUAACUCUGAAAAGAGUAAAACCUGCUGUAGCAGAUGGACCUCGAGGGGUUGAUUCUCAUCUAAAAGCAUAUGAAAGAGCGCAAGAGAUGCUCGGAGAUCUUGAAUCUAUGAAUGGUCAAGGCCAGUUACAUGAAAUGUCUUCCUCAGUGUGGCAGCCUCAGCCUUGCACACAGUUUUAUGCAGAUGAAAACUUCAACUCUAUCAAUAUGGACAGCAAUGCAUUUCCUCCAUUGCAGAAAAGCACCAAACCAAUUUUAUCACAGAAUAUCCUAAACAUUGACGCUCCACCAUUCUAUUCAUCAAAACCAAUAAACGUCCUCUCUGAGAGAACCGUUCAUGAUCCUCUUGCUAACCUCAAAAGGACGAGGUCAAUUAGCACAUACCAAGAUUUGGAGGGCUUGAAGAAAACAGGGAUGGACCAAUUUGAAGAAAGAUCAAUAAAGACUUCAUUUUUGGCAGAACCAGCGGAGGACGGGGAUAACAUCAUCUGGCCUGACAACAAGGAGUUUGAAGAAGCAAUAAUGGCAGCUGCCGCUUUUAUCAUUUCUGACACAGCAAAUCCUGCAGAUUGCCAGAGAAAGAUACCCAAGCGACUCAAAGUUUUCCAGGAGAUUGCCCUUCCCCUGAGCCCUCAAUGCCCGAACUGAACUUUAUCUGUUGCCUUCCAUUCUUCUCUCCAUUUCCUCUUAUUUUUUUUCUAAUUAACAAUGUUUCUCUGAUUUAUGGGAGAUGAACUUGUUCUCCUCUAGAGCCUGUUGGUCUGCGGGACGCCUAAGUGUUAGUCCUAAGAUCUUAACAACAGUGGAUGGCCACUGACUUUUUCCUCAUUAAUCAAUUCUUGAUGACCGUGUGUUAAGCUAAUCAAAUUAAUGAAGUUUGCUUUCCAAUCAAA
Nymphaea colorata (pocket water lily) is the source of this 1749-nucleotide messenger RNA. RefSeq names its product protein POLLENLESS 3-LIKE 2. The transcript is spliced from 4 exons. The coding region runs from base 182 to 1504 and encodes 440 amino acids. NCBI's taxonomy places the organism in Eukaryota, Viridiplantae, Streptophyta, Magnoliopsida, Nymphaeales, Nymphaeaceae. The record is from RefSeq and is a predicted model, not a curated record. Gene Ontology annotation, molecular function: protein binding.